Diabrotica balteata is the source of this 576-nucleotide messenger RNA. Lineage: Eukaryota; Metazoa; Arthropoda; Insecta; Coleoptera; Chrysomelidae. The record is from the annotation of a GenBank genome assembly.
AUGUUUCUGUGGGGCUGGUUUACGGGAAUACUGGGAUAUCUAGGAUUAUGGAACAAAUCCGGAAAACUAUUGUUCUUAGGGCUGGAUAAUGCAGGUAAAACUACUCUUCUACACAUGCUCAAGAAUGACAAACUGGCACAGCAUCCCCCCACGUUGUAUCCCACAUCAGAAGAGCUUUUCAUUGGUAACGUGAGGUUUAAUACGUUCGAUUUAGGAGGUCACGAGCAAGCUAGGAGAGUUUGGAAGGACUAUUUUCCAGCAGUAGAUGCCAUAGUGUUCCUUGUUGAUACCAACGACAGCUCAAGAUUUGUAGAAACCCAGAAAGAGCUAAACACCCUCCUUUCAGAUGCAAUUAUAUCCAACUGUCCAAUACUAAUCUUAGGUAAUAAAAUUGAUCUCCCAGGUGCUGCUUCAGAGGAUGAACUCCGAAUUAGAUUUGGCCUGUUUGGCCAAACUACAGGCAAAGUAGCUAGAAAUGAUCUACCUGGUCGGCCUCUAGAACUAUUUAUGUGCUCUAUACGCAAAAGGCAAGGUUAUGGAGAGGGAUUCCGUUGGUUGGCUCAAUAUAUCGAUUAA